Molecule: messenger RNA, 645 nt
Organism: Echinops telfairi (small Madagascar hedgehog)
Lineage: Eukaryota; Metazoa; Chordata; Mammalia; Afrosoricida; Tenrecidae
Gene: CCM2L
Product: CCM2 like scaffold protein
Exons: 6
Coding region: 1-645 (214 amino acids)
Biological process (GO): heart morphogenesis
Source: RefSeq, a predicted model, not a curated record
AUGGAAUAUGAAGUCAAGAAAGGGAAGAAGUUUCUGGGCCACCUGACCUGGGUGACUUCCUCCCUGAACCCCUCCAGCCGAGACGAGCUCCUGCAGCUGCUGGACACGGCCAGGCAGCUGAAGGAGCUGCCACUGAAGACCACGGCGGAGCAGGACAGCAUUCUGAGCCUGUCGGCCCGCUGCCUGCUGCUCACCUGGAGAGACAAUGAGGAGCUCAUCUUGCGCAUCCCCACUCAUGAGAUCGCUGCCGCCUCCUACCUGCAGGACGAUGCGCUGCACCUGCUGGUGCUCAAGACGGGUACAGAGGGCCAGCCAAGCCAGGACCCCAGCCCGGACGCCUACUGUAACCUUGUCAUCCUGGCUGUGGCCAACAGGGAUGCCGCCGAGGAGUCCUGCGCCCUCAUCUGCCAGGUGUUCCAGAUCAUCUACGGGGAUCACAGCAUCGAGUGCGUGGACCGGGCUGGCUACCACUACACGUCGACGCCCGACCGGCCGUGGCUCAGCAGUCGCAGUGAGAGCUGUCGCACCGACGGGACAUACGCCUAUGAUGCCGACUUCAGCUCCUUGUGGGUGCCACGCUCUACAAACAGAACCCCUCUGCCGGCCCUGGGGAGUCUCCUGGGUGGGGAGGAGGGCGGGGCAUAG